Molecule: messenger RNA, 3600 nt
Organism: Vitis riparia (riverbank grape)
Lineage: Eukaryota; Viridiplantae; Streptophyta; Magnoliopsida; Vitales; Vitaceae
Product: receptor-like protein EIX2
Exons: 3
Coding region: 53-3178 (1041 amino acids)
Molecular function (GO): protein binding
Source: RefSeq, a predicted model, not a curated record
CCAAAACUUGCUAAUCCUUGUUAUUACACACUAUCCUUGCUCUGUGUUGAACAUGGCUACAAGCCCCUUUCGAUAUUUUAUUUCCCUUUUUCUGCUUUUGCUCUGUUUCGAAGCCUGUUUGAGGGUGGGUGACGCUAAAGUUGGGUGCAUAGAGAGGGAGAGGCAGGCUCUCCUUCACUUCAAACAAGGUGUUUUCGAUGACUAUGGACUUCUUUCUUCGUGGGGGGAUGCGGAAGACAAAAGAGAUUGUUGCAAAUGGAGAGGAGUGGAGUGUAACAACCAGACGGGUCAUCUGAUCAGGCUUGAUCUUCAUGCUCCGUUUGAUCGAAUGGGUUUUACCCAAUCUUUGAGAGGAAUUCUUCCCACUCAACUCGGAAAUCUUUCCAAUUUGCAAUUCCUUGAUCUUGGACGUAAUUAUGCUAUGACCUGUGGAAACCUUGACUGGCUUUCUCACCUUCCUUCGUUAACACACCUUGACUUGAGUUUGGUUAAUCUUAGUAAAGCAAUCCAUUGGCCACAAGCAAUUAAUAAAAUGCCUUCCCUAACUGAGUUAUACUUGAGUGGUACUCAGCUUCCUCCGAUUAUUCCAACAAUAUCCAUUUCCCAUAUUAAUUCCUCCACUUCUCUUGCUGUGCUUGAUCUCUCCUCGAAUGGUCUCACUUCUUCAAUAUACCCAUGGUCGUUCAACUUCAGUAGCAGCCUUGUUCAUCUUGAUCUCUCUUCGAACGAGCUACGUGGUUUAAUUCCGGAUGCUUUUGGAGACAUGACUACUCUGGCAUAUCUUCGUCUCUCUUGGAACGAGCUACGUGGUUCAAUUCCGGAUGCUUUUGGAGACAUGACUACUCUGGCACACCUUGACCUUCAGUCUAAUCAUCUAAAUGGAUCAAUUCCGGCUGCUUUUGGAAACAUGACUACUCUGGCAUAUCUUGAUCUCUCUUCGAACGAGCUACGUGGUUCAAUUCCGGAUGCAUUUGGAGACAUGACUACUCUGGCAUAUCUUGAUCUCUCUUUGAAUCAACUACGUGGUUCAAUUCCGGAUGCUUUUGGAGACAUGACUACUCUGGCACACCUUGACCUUCAUUCUAAUCAUCUAAAUGGAUCAAUUCCGGAUGCUUUUGGAAACAUGACUACUCUGGCAUAUCUUGAUCUCUCUUUGAACGAGCUACGUGGUUCAAUUCCGGAUGCUUUUGGAAACAUGACUAGUCUGGCAUAUCUUGAUCUCUCUCGGAAUCAACUUGAAGGUGAGAUUCCGAAAUCCUUGACAGAUUUAUGUAAUUUACAGAAAUUAUUAUUGUCUCGGAACAAUCUCACUGGACUGAAGGAAAAAGAUUAUCUGGCCUGCCCUAAUAACACAUUAGAGGUUUUAGAUUUAUCUUAUAAUCAAUUGAAAGGGUCAUUUCCCGAUCUUUCUGGAUUUUCACAGUUGAGAGAAUUACAUCUUGAAUUCAAUCAACUAAACGGAACUUUACCUGAAAGUAUUGGACAACUAGCUCAACUUCAAGUGUUGUCCAUUCCUUCAAAUUCAUUGCGAGGCACUGUCUCGGCAAACCACCUUUUUGGUCUCUCCAACCUGAUUUACUUAGACUUAUCUUUCAACUCCCUUACAUUCAACAUAAGCCUUGAGCAAGUUCCCCAGUUUCAAGCCCAAAAUAUAAUAUUGGCCUCUUGCAAAUUAGGCCCACGUUUUCCUAAUUGGCUUCAAACUCAAGAAGUUUUGAGCGAACUUGAUAUCUCUGCUUCUGGAAUUUCAGAUGUCAUUCCCAAUUGGUUUUGGAAUUUAGCUUCAGAUUUACAAUCGUUAAACAUUUCCAACAAUCACAUCUCAGGGACUUUGCCAAAUUUACAAGCAACUCCUUUAAUGUUGGAUAUGAGUUCAAAUUGCUUGGAAGGUUCAAUACCACAAUCUGUUUUCAAUGCUGGAUGGUUGUAUCUCUCCAAGAACUUGUUUUCAGGCUCAAUUUCUUUAUCGUGCGGGACUACUAAUCAGCCUAGUUGGGGUUUGUCUCAUCUUGACCUCUCAAAUAAUCGACUAUCAGGAGAACUAUCCAAUUGUUGGGAGCAGUGGAAAGGUUUAAUUGUUCUUAAUUUGGCAAAUAAUAAUUUUUCUGGGAAAAUUAAAAAUUCGAUUGGCUUGUUACAUCAGAUGCAAACAUUGCAUUUACGUAACAAUAGUUUUACUGGAGCACUGCCUUCGUCCUUAAAGAACUGCAGAGCUUUGCGUCUUAUAGAUUUGGGAAAAAAUAAAUUGUCAGGAAAAAUAACCGCAUGGAUGGGAGGAAGCCUGUCAGAUUUGAUCGUUCUCAACCUAAGAUCUAAUGAAUUUAAUGGAAGCAUACCUUCAAGUCUUUGUCAACUGAAACAGAUUCAAAUGUUGGACCUCUCUAGCAACAAUCUAUCAGGAAAGAUACCAAAAUGUCUCAAAAAUUUAACAGCCAUGGCUCAAAAAGGAAGUCCGGUCCUUUCUUACGAAACAUAUUACAAUUUGAAUAUCCGACGUUACUAUGUUGAUAGUACAUUGGUUCAAUGGAAAGGAAAAGAACAAGAGUACAGGAAAACUCUUAGACUCAUCAAGAGCAUUGAUUUUUCAAGCAAUAAAUUAAUUGGUGAAAUUCCUAUAGAAGUAACUGAUUUGGUAGAAUUGGUGUCAUUGAAUUUAUCAAGAAACAAUUUGAUUGGAUCAAUCCCUACAACAAUUGGUCAAUUGAAAUUAUUGGAUUUUCUUGAUCUAUCUCAAAACCAACUUAAUGGUAGAAUUCCGGAUAAUCUUUCUCAAAUAGCCGAUCUAAGUGUUUUAGACCUAUCAAAUAACACCUUGUCAGGUAAAAUUCCAUUAGGCACUCAAUUACAAAGCUUUGAUGCCUCCACAUAUGCGGGAAAUCCUGGACUUUGUGGACCACCUCUUUUGAAAAGGUGUCCUGAAGAUGAACUUGGGGGAGUCUCCUUCACUAGUGGUCUUAGUAGUAAAAAAGAGGACAUUCAAGAUGAUGCAAAUAAUAUAUGGUUUUAUGGAAAUAUUGUUCUUGGAUUCAUCAUCGGAUUUUGGGGAGUUUGUGGCACUUUACUAUUCAAUAGUUCAUGGAGAUAUGCCUAUUUCCAGUUGUUGAGCAAGAUAAAGGAUUGGUUGUACGUGACAACAAUAGUAAAUAUGAAUAGAAUACGAAGGAGCCUGCAAGGUUAAAUGGACUUCAGCUGGGUUGCAUCUCAAGGAUUAGUAGGUGAUAUAUGCUUUUGAGUAACGGGAGUAUUUAUGAUGGGAUAGUUACAUGCCUUAAUGCAAAAGCUUGCCAUCGGAUAAAUGACAUCGGCAUGUAUUAAGUUUGCUUAUUUGGUAGUUAGCAUGGCUUUAAGUUUCUCGUGUUAUAUUCUAUUUAGAACUUUUUAAACAUUAAUUUUUGCUAUUAUAUGUACGACUUUGUAUUUUGUUGCUCUAAAAUUUAUUUGUUAUUUUUGUAGAAUCAAAUAUUAGAGGCCUUUGUAGGGGGAUGUUAAAAAAUACUUCGUCUUAGAAAAAUAUUUUUUUUUUGCUCAAAAACAAAGUUUAUUUUUGGGGAAAUGCAAUGUGAUAAUACCCAUUAGUAUGAAAUGGGAUAUGCUACUACU